AUGAAGACAUUUUUGAUUGCUGCAUUUGUUGUUUUGGCUUUUGCCUCUGAAGCUCUAGCUGGCUCCCCAGACACAUGUCCAGCAUCUGUUUACAACAUGAGCAACUUGUCGCCAUGGAUAAUUGAAGAAAUCAAGGAUGAACUCGAAAAGCGAAAGGACAAACCAUUCGAAGAACUUGUUUCGCGCAUGAACGACCUUGUUGAAAAGAUCGAAAAGGAUAAGGAUGCAACUGAUAAGGAUCUUUUGAUCUUGCACGAGUUUUUGAAUGAUCCAUACUUCUCAGGCAAAGGUGAAAUUGAUGUUACCAUCAAGGCAUGGGGAUGUUACAUCCGAAUCCACAUCAAGUGGUGA
Messenger RNA from Chironomus riparius, 351 nucleotides. Lineage: Eukaryota; Metazoa; Arthropoda; Insecta; Diptera; Chironomidae. The record is from the annotation of a GenBank genome assembly.